Messenger RNA from Thalassophryne amazonica, 2010 nucleotides. RefSeq names its product cilia- and flagella-associated protein 206-like. Gene Ontology annotation, cellular component: axoneme; ciliary basal body. The coding region runs from base 79 to 1947 and encodes 622 amino acids. Gene Ontology annotation, biological process: sperm axoneme assembly; regulation of flagellated sperm motility; regulation of cilium beat frequency. Lineage: Eukaryota; Metazoa; Chordata; Actinopteri; Batrachoidiformes; Batrachoididae. The transcript has 12 exons. The record is from RefSeq and is a predicted model, not a curated record.
AACAGCCGCAGCUGUGUUAGCUCCGUUAGCUCAGAGGCUAACAAGGCACUGUUUAGCGAUUAAUAUCUGUGAUCAGAAAUGGCUGGAGCUGACGGAGAAAGUCUGAUUAAAGUCAUUAUUGGUGAAAUAGUGCAGAAAUGUUCGCUGAGGGGACAGAAUGUGUCCGAAACUUUGGUGGCGUUCAUGGUGAAAGCUGUUGUAAUGGAUCCAAGAAACAGGUUCAACCCUGAACAGACACUGACCAACCAAGACAUCCAAAGACUUGAAGAGGUGUGCCUGGAUAAGCUGAUGGAAAAAUGCAGCCCCUCCCUCAGUACGAUCAAAAUGCAGGUGUACUUUGAUACAAAUUACCUGCCACGACGAGAGUUUCUGGAGGAAAAGCGACGUCUUCUGGAGUCCAGGCUGAGUGCAGUGACCAGAGACAUUACCGACAGCAAGGCGAGAACGCAAGAUCAGUUACAAGCUCUCUAUGCCAAAAUCAUCUCUUACAUCCUGGUGCACUCAGGCACGGACUCGCCCGGUGCCCACAUUGCCAUGCAGGAGGCUGCAGCCGCCCUGCAGAGCGUCUUUCCUGCAUCUGAACUCGGGGCCUUUGUGAUGCUCUUAAAGAAGGAGAAGGAACAGAAGCUCCGUGAGCUCGCCAUGAUCGUCACGGGCAUCCGACUCUUCAACAACGUCAGCAAGAGGACAGAAGACCAGCUCCAACUCCACCAUCUCAUGCCUGAAGGUCUUAAUGAGGCUCUUCGGGGUCAGACUAAACGUCUAGAGGAUGACCUGAGUGUGUCGCAGCGUUUGGUGUGGAAAUACACGACUGUGCUGGAGAAACUAAUGGAGCCUGGCAGUCAAAGUGCAGGGCGUAACGUGCCUGUUGUCCUGCUCAUACAGGCUCUUUAUAACGUCACACAGCAUCGAGUUUACCUCCAAGUCCUACAGGCCAAUGCCCAUUUUUGUGCAAAUCAAGUUGAGAUUCUGCAGACUGAGCUGGUGUCACGGAUGAAGCUCCUGAAGGAAACAGUGCAGCCAAAGAGAGCUGCACCCGCAGCAGCAGUUUUUCCACUUUUCAAAGCCGUAUCACAGCUUUGGUCUGGACUUAAAGAUGAAGCUGACCUCCUGACGUUCCUCGCUGACCUCGCAGUGAACCUGCAGCCUUUCAUCACCUCUCAGGCCAAACUUUUCUCUGAAGCCUUUCUGUCUGACCUGCUGGGGGCAUCACAGGUGAAGACAGAUGAGCAGCGAAUGACAAAGACCACAGAUGAACGCAUGAAUCCAGCUGAGAUGGAACAGGAGUGGCUUCUGCCUGAGACAGGACGUGGCUUUAACCAGCUUCCAUUGCAGUACGGCGGAUUCUGUGGCUACACGCUGGUCAGCACAGACGGAAUUCUGCUGCCAGGUAAUCCUCACAUUGGAGUGCUGAAGCACAAGGACAAACUUUACGCUUUCAGCUCCAAAGACGCUGCUGUGAAAUUUGCCUCCAGGCCUGAUGACUUCAUCGCGGCAGUGGAAGAAAAAGCCAAAUGCUCCCCAGAACUGAUCCAGCUGCUGAGGCUCCAACAGUUUUCCAGCAUCGUGCCGUACUGUGAGAUGCAGUCAGCAGAGAAUCCGGCAGAGACGGGCACCGUGAAGGCAGAGACGGGCACACAAACAGAGACUCACCCAGUGGAAACAAACAUCGUGAAGUCCUACGAGUGGAACGAGUGGGAGCUCAGAAGACGAGCUGUGAAACUGGCUAACCUCCGAACCAAGGCGACCCACUCCACACAGACUGACGUGAGCCACAUGAGACGGGAGAACGUUACUCAGACCUUCCCCCACAAGGACGCCGCCUGUCAGAGUAAGGUGGACGGCGGCAGCAGCAUGCCCAGACCUCAGGUCUACCUGAGUGGUCUGCGUGGACAAAAAGAUGAACAUAUGGUCAAAACAAACCUGACCAGAUCAGCCAUUGAAUGAGCUGUGUGUGAAAUACAUCCCCAUAAUGAGUCGCUUUAAAUAAAAAUCUAAAAGUAAAAACCA